AUGCCUGCUUUUUCUGUUCGGCCAAUAUUGAUUCCUUCUCGUGGUGGUUUCCGGCGCUGUGGAUAUUCCGGAAAUCGUGUUCCGCCCGCGCCGGUUGAGAGACGGAUUCCCACGGCGAUCCUCAACGGGAACGUGGGCGUCUUCAACAACCUGAGCCUUUGCCAUUUGCGCACCAUCAAUUGGACGGAGAUCCUGGACGGGAAGGACGCCCGUCCCCUGUACCAGUACAACGCGACGAUGUCGGAGCGUCGAUGCGAGUGCGACGAGUCCUGCGACGGCCGGUGCUGGGGACCCGGGCCGGAUAAUUGCCAAAAAUUCUCCAAGAUUAAUUGCUCUCCGCAGUGCGAGCAGGGCCGCUGUUUCGGACCCGAACCCAGACAAUGCUGCAACUUGUUCUGCGCCGGCGGCUGCACGGGCCCAAAGCAAAGCGAAUGUCUGGUGAGUUCAUUUCCUUUUUUCCGGCUCUUUGUUCCGGAGCCGCCGCUUGUGGCCUGCCGUAAUUUCUAUGACGACGGAGAAUGCAAGGAAGAAUGUCCGCCGAUGCAGCGUUAUAACCCGACGACGUAUUCCUGGGAACCCAAUCCGGAAGGGAAGUACGCUUAUGGUGCCACUUGUGUCAAAAAAUGCCCAAAGCACCUCUUCAAGGACAACGGUGCCUGUGUUCGAUCAUGUCCCGCAAACAAAAUGUUGAACUUCUACGGUUCUUCGCACAUCCUCGCCAAAAGCUCCCCGCACAUCAGACCUUCGCAAAGUCGCGCCUUGUCAAUAAUAAGACUCUCUGCAACGAUUUGGCCGCCGUUCAAAAUGACGGUCCCGCAAUGCCCAAUGACGUGUUCGCCAACGAUUGCGAAACUCGUCAGCGCGAAGCUUCGAAAGGGUCGUCGGGACAUCAUUGCUUCAGCGACAACCAAGUGUUGA
Molecule: messenger RNA, 918 nt
Organism: Notodromas monacha
Lineage: Eukaryota; Metazoa; Arthropoda; Ostracoda; Podocopida; Cyprididae
Source: the annotation of a GenBank genome assembly